Molecule: messenger RNA, 993 nt
Organism: Aspergillus bombycis
Lineage: Eukaryota; Fungi; Ascomycota; Eurotiomycetes; Eurotiales; Aspergillaceae
Product: NAD(P)-dependent oxidoreductase
Exons: 3
Coding region: 1-993 (330 amino acids)
Molecular function (GO): NADP binding; oxidoreductase activity, acting on the CH-OH group of donors, NAD or NADP as acceptor; NAD binding
Source: RefSeq, a predicted model, not a curated record
AUGGACUCCCAAGUGAAACCUCCAACAUCAACUCCAACCACUCACCCAAGACUCGGAUGGAUCGGCCUCGGGUCGAUGGGGUUGGCCAUGGCAUUGAACCUCCACAGCCAUCUAUCGCAUAUCAAUGCCCCUCCACUUUGCUUCUAUAACCGUACCGAAGCUCGGGGCCAUUCGAUCCUUGAUAAAGGAGGAGUCCAGAGUGCCAGUGUCCAAAACUUGAUUGCCCAGGUCGACAUUUGCUUCAUUGCUGUCAGCGACGGCACAGUCGUCACCUCAAUCAUCAAUUCAAUAAUAGAAGCCUCAACCACGCAGCAGCUUCAUGGCAAGAUCAUUGUCGACACGUCGACCAUCCAUCCGGAUGUAUCCUCGUGGGCGCAGCGAACACUUGCGGAAAAGGGUGCUAGUUUUGUCGCAGCCCCCGUGUUCGGGGCAAGUCCUGUUGCAAGGGAAGGCCGGCUGUUGAUGGUAACAGCAGGCGCCGACGAGGCUGUCAGGGCGAUUGAGCCAUUCUUGGUUGGUGUAUUGGCGAGAAAGACGUUGCACAUGGGAACGGACGCGGCGCAAGCUAGUUUGAUGAAGACGGCAGGAAACUUCUUGACGGCUGGGAUGAUGGAGCUUGUGGCCGAAGCACAGGUCUUUGCUGAGAAGACUGGCAUUGGAAGUGAGGCACUGGAGUCCUUGAUCGAAGAGCAGUACGGCGCACUGCCGCUCGCGAUGUCGAGGCGGAUGACUGAGGGGUUUUACCUUCCGAAACAGGGGGAACGGCCUUGGUCGGACCUUCAACUGGCGGUGAAAGAUGUCGGAUUAGGGGUUUCGUGUGCGGAGAACGCUGGAACGAGCUUGCCCGUUGCAGAUGUCAUUCUCAAGCACUAUGACGAGGCUUGCCAGUAUGGAGAGAGGAAUGAAAGGGCAUUGGACUCCUCGUCUAUGUAUGGAGUACUCCGGACGCAUGCCGGGCUUGAUUUUGAAUCGGACCGUGUGAAGGAGAGGUGA